This is a messenger RNA of Alternaria incomplexa, 543 nucleotides long. RefSeq lists its product as uncharacterized. The transcript has 2 exons. Bases 1 to 543 code for a protein of 180 amino acids. The record is from RefSeq and is a predicted model, not a curated record. Lineage: Eukaryota; Fungi; Ascomycota; Dothideomycetes; Pleosporales; Pleosporaceae.
AUGAGAAGUCGCGCCGUACCACCAAUCAUCGCUUCAUUUGGUGCCUCAGCAAUCCUCUGCUACGGCGCCAUCGACGUGCCCUUCUCGCAACCACGCUCCCUAAUCUUCGGCCACUUCUUCAGCGGUCUAGUCGGAGUCAUCAUAGCAACCAUCUUCCAAUUCGACCUCGAGAAAGAUCCUUACCCACGACUGCAAUGGCUCGCUGCUGCCUUGGCCACAGCUAUCGCUCUCGUUGUCAUGCAUCUGACUAAGAUGACUCAUCCACCUGCUGGAGCAACAGCGCUCAUGCCGUGUGUUGACCAGCAUAUCUGGGCGCUGCGAUGGUACUUCUUGCCGGUCUUGCUGCUGUCGUCGACCGUUGUGCUGGUUACGGCAAUGAUGGGAAAUAAUGUUCAGCGGCGAUACCCGGUGUUCUGGGUUGCGCAGAUUCCGCCACCGGCACCGGCACCGAAGGCUGAGGAGAAGAAAGAUGCGAUCAAAGAGGGCUCCUCUGAUGGAAGCGUGGAUGGAUCACACAAGGACGUGGAGAGAGGACCUCUGUAG